ACACAUUUUGUGGAAUCUCUCCACACUUUCCGGGUUGGUUUUUCUCCUGAACUCUGCUGACACGUGGCUUGUGAAAGCAGCACAGACAGAAUAAAUUGCCUGCCUUUGCCUCCAAGAGCUCACUUCACAGCUUCCCGGAGAAGAAAGGAACAGUUCUACAGCAGAAGGAAACCCACUUCAAAGUCACCAUGAUCAGCCUGAGGACAGCUCUCCUGGCCGCCUUCCUCCUGGGGCUUUCUUAUCAAUAUGCAGCAGUCAAACCGCGUCUUCCCAUGGAAUGUUGCUUUGUUUACAUGACUGGUGCCAUUCAGCUUGAUAAACUGGUGGAUUUCUACUGGACCCCCAGCGAGUGUAACUUACAAGCCGUUGUGUUGGAGACGGUUAGUGGCCGCAAGGUCUGUGCUGACCCCUCAAAGGUUUGGGUGAAGAGAGCAAUCAAGGUCUUGCAGGCAAAGAGGAAACAAACCCCUCGUUCUGAGAAGCACAGAUAAACAUGCCACCCCAGAGCCAUGCCAGAAACUACUGCCUCUGGUUGUCUCUGCACAUUUCCUGUCUUCAUUCCACAUACCUCACUGGACUGUUCUUGUUUCAGUACCGACAGACAGACAGCUCAGUCCUGAGAGAGUGAGCGAGCUCUGUGCGCUUACCGACGGACACACUGUGCACUACAGCCAGCUACGUUGUGUUUCAGACUGUAAGUGUCCAUGCAAGAACACCUACAAGCUGUAACAGAUGCACAUAUAAUAAAGCUUCAUUGCUAC
Molecule: messenger RNA, 761 nt
Organism: Mauremys mutica (yellowpond turtle)
Lineage: Eukaryota; Metazoa; Chordata; Testudines; Geoemydidae
Product: C-C motif chemokine 17-like
Exons: 3
Coding region: 189-491 (100 amino acids)
Biological process (GO): cellular response to type II interferon; monocyte chemotaxis; neutrophil chemotaxis
Cellular component (GO): extracellular region
Molecular function (GO): chemokine activity; CCR chemokine receptor binding
Source: RefSeq, a predicted model, not a curated record